Messenger RNA from Poeciliopsis prolifica (blackstripe livebearer), 4986 nucleotides. Its product is annotated as G protein-activated inward rectifier potassium channel 1-like. Gene Ontology annotation, molecular function: G-protein activated inward rectifier potassium channel activity. Gene Ontology annotation, cellular component: plasma membrane. The record is from RefSeq and is a predicted model, not a curated record. The transcript has 3 exons. Gene Ontology annotation, biological process: regulation of monoatomic ion transmembrane transport; potassium ion import across plasma membrane. Bases 473 to 2026 code for a protein of 517 amino acids. NCBI's taxonomy places the organism in Eukaryota, Metazoa, Chordata, Actinopteri, Cyprinodontiformes, Poeciliidae.
UAUAAUAAAAUAAAAUAAAAUAAAUGCAUAAAUGAAAAAGCCCUACGUAAAUUUUCUGCGCACUACUUUUAGUUUCUGAAUGGUUGAAGGUGAAUAAGAAAAGGAUGCCACUCGAACACCGCUGUGCCAUGCGCACUAAACUGUUCCUCUUGCUCACUGGAACUGUAUUGAAUACCACACACAGCUUUGGUUUUCAGUUCUAAGCUCUUCCCUAGGAGGAGGAAGAAACACAAAGUUGGCACUUGGAAGAGACCUCUGCGUAAAAAGGAGAGCCUGGAUCAUGCAUUGCGCAGAAUCGCUGCUCGCUUACGUUUAAAUUUACAGAAGAGAGGCGCAUCUCCACCUCACAGGAUGCGAGAGUAGCGCGCUGGAUGGUGCUGCCAGGGUUUGGGCACGGAGGACGAAAAGUUACGCAAAAAGCCCAGUCCUGCACCGGGAGAAGCCCGGUGUCUUCAGUUAGGCGAGUGGCACGAUGUCGGCUCUACGGAGGAAAUUCGGCGAGGACUAUCAGGUAGUGAACACCAGCAGUAGCAUGACUUUUUCUGCGCCGGUGAAGAGGAAGCGGCAGCGCUUCGUGGAAAAGAACGGCCGCUGCAACGUCCAGCACGGUAACCUUGGCGGGGAGACCAGCAGGUACCUGUCCGACCUCUUCACCACGCUGGUGGAUCUCAAGUGGCGGUGGAACCUGCUCAUCUUCAUCCUCACCUACACGGUGGCGUGGCUGGUCAUGGCUUCUAUGUGGUGGGUGAUCGCGUAUAUCCGCGGGGAUCUGAGCAACACCGGCCACGACCCAUCCUACACGCCGUGCGUCGCCAAUGUCUACAACUUUCCCUCCGCGUUCCUGUUCUUCAUCGAGACCGAGGCGACAAUCGGCUACGGCUCCCGCUACAUCACCGAAAAGUGCCCGGAGGGCAUCAUCCUCUUCCUCUUCCAGUCCCUGCUGGGCUCCAUCGUGGACGCCUUCCUCAUCGGCUGCAUGUUCAUUAAGAUGUCGCAGCCGAAGAAGCGCGCGGAGACGCUCAUGUUCAGCCAGGACGCGGUCAUUUCGCAGCGGGACGGAAAGUUGUGCCUCAUGUUCCGCGUGGGGAACCUGCGGAACAGCCACAUGGUCUCUGCGCAGAUCAGGUGCAAACUCAUCAAGUCCAGACAGACCCCAGAGGGAGAGUUUCUGCCUCUGGACCAGUGCGAGCUGGACGUGGGUUUUGGCACGGGGGCCGACCAGCUUUUCUUGGUGUCACCUCUCACCAUCUGCCACGAGAUCAACACCAACAGCCCGUUCUUUGAUCUCUCCCAGCGCUCGCUCAUGAACGAGCAGUUUGAGAUAGUAGUUAUUCUAGAGGGCAUUGUCGAAACCACCGGAAUGACAUGCCAAGCGAGAACAUCUUACACAGAGGAUGAAGUCCUGUGGGGCCAUCGAUUCCUUCCUGUCAUGUCUCUAGAAGAAGGAUUCUUCAGAGUGGACUACUCCCAGUUCCACAACACCUUUGAGGUUCCCACGCCUCCCUACAGUGUCAAAGAGCAGGAGGAGAAGUCCUCUGUGACAUCCCCGAAUCCCGUAGCCAUCGCUCCCACUCUCCCCUCACCUCUGCUGGGCAACAGAGUGGGCCGACGGGAAAGGCUUCUCUCGGCCGACCAUGCGGAGCACCCGGAGGAUCAGGCCUCCAGGCUGCCCAACAAGCUCCAGCGAAUGAGCUCCACCAAGGAGGAGCACCUGUGGAGAGCGCUGAAGACGGGGACGGCCUUGCCCGGCGGUAAGGCCUCCAGCACCGGAGACCUUUCGCUCAGCAUCCAGCGGUUUAGGUCCAGCUCCAUCCCAGCUGUGAAGCAUGGACAGCCUGAGGAGCAAGUCAAGCUGCUGUCCCUUGAUCUUGAUGCUGACGAGGGGGAUCUGGUGAAACACAGACAGCCAACAGCAAUUAGCACCAUCGGCACUGUAACACCAGUAUCAGUCCCAUUCCCCUCGAUGGGGAGUCGGCCAGAGGACAAUCUACCCCCAAAACUGCGCAAAAUGAACGCUGACCGCUGAUAGAAACUCAAAAAAUCUCAAACAGGCUUAAAGGGCAUUGCACAGAAAUAAAGACUACUGUGACCUAGAUUCCCCCCUGCAGUUUUUGUUCUUUACUGUUCACUUAAUGCAAUUUCUUUACUAAGCUGUCUAUUGCUACAAAUAGGACGAUGCCAAUAAGCCAUCCAUCCGCUCAAACUGUGAGUCAGUUUUGAUAGAUCACCAUCUGUGCCCCCCACAGACUUCUAACACUUAUCUGUAUGUGCUUGUUGUUUUAUUUCUACACAGUUACAUCACAUGUUCUCUGAUCUUCAUAAACUGCUGUAUGUUUUUCUAACUAAAAAAGCAACAAAGGGAUGAAUAAAUAAAUAGAAAUCACUAUUUGCUAAAUCUUCCCCCAAACCACUGCUUUACCAGGCACAACAUAGAAAAAAAGGAACAUGACAAAGUAUUGAAUAAGAAAGGAUUUUGUAAUUUUGUAAUAAUAAUUUACUAUAAAAAUUUAGAUUAUUGCGGCGCAUAAUUUACACUAUAAACUAGUGUAUAAUUUAUUUGCAGUUGUUUUUUAUAUUACCUGGCUUUCUUUGUUUUGUUUUGUUGUUUGUUUUUGUAUUUAGCCAUUAGCUACAGCCUAACUCAGGAUAUGUAGCCAUUGCUAGUUAAACUCAUGACUAUUUAGGAGCUACACAAAGAGAAACCAGAACUUUAUUGGCAAAUUGUUGGUUUAAUUACAAACUAGUGAUGAACAUGAUUCAAUGUGCUCCAUCAGUUUGGUCUCAUCUACUCACUGGCCUGUGUGAAGGGCUAACAUUUGCGCUGAAUGGCUAAGCGCAAGGCUAUGUCUGCUAGUGUUACGUUUAAAAUUCAUGCACAAUACAAAGGUUCUGGCAUUUGUAGCUUUACUUCAGAAAAUAGGUUUAGCUAUUGCUUAAAACUCUGCAUGUGUCACUUAUUUCAUGAUCAUAACCUUGCAAUCUAAAACAAAUAGCAUACGAAGGCUGUGUUUAUGCUAACAUUAGCUUAAAUAGCUGGCUAGCAUGAAAUGGAUCCUAAUGGCUCAUCAUUUGUUUCAACACAUUGUGUGUGUUUUUUUAACAGUGUGAAAAUGAAACCCUGAGUGGUUAUGACAUACCAUAAAACUCACAGCUCAUAAAUGCGUACCCCACUGUGACUCAGUGUCCACAAGUAAAUAAAACUUAAUUAAACCAGUCUGAGGACACACAUCACACAAUCUUAUUGUAGGAAACAAAAAAUCAACUCGAAUCAAAUUGUAUUUUGUUUUAAAUAAGAAGAAAAUCAACUUGCCAUAAUUGCUGGAAACUGCACAUGGAGUGAGGUGGGUGACUGAUUCAUUAAGUUUACUAAAUCAGUUCAUUUGCAGCUCCGGGCGUUUAGGUUUCUUUAUGCAAGAAACCUAAAGAAAAACAAUAAAGAUAUGGUGAACGCAUUGGGGUACUAUACUGAUUGUUAAUAUAAAGAUAUUGUAAGCAACCACUGCACAUUUAUUAAUGGUGGAUAUAAUUUAGAUUAUAUAUAAAUAUAUUAUAAAUAUAUCUGAGUUCCAUUUCAGAAAAUUAACUGACACGCCCAAUGAACUGGGAAUUGUGAUUUGGAAUACGUGACUGAGCUACUUGCAGCCACAAAAAACGGCUGCCACACAAAAAAAUAUAGUGAAUUUUGCACAAAUGAACAGUUUGAUUUCUGUUUAUUGUAUCUCAAUAAUCCAGUGGCAUUAAUGUACAUCCUCGGUUUCUGAGCGUGUUCUUUUAGAAUAUGAGUCCACAGGCUGUAAAAUGGAGAGGAAUACAGUAUUAUUGUUGUGUCUUGCUAAUAGUCAUUAGUAUUGUCAUAAAAUGAAAGCUAAGUAUAUUAUAUAUUCUAUAUAAUAUACUUAGUUAAUAUAGUUAAUAUAUUCUUUAACUCCAUUAAAGAAUAUAUUUAUAUUCUUUAAUGGAGUUUAUUUUGUCAGUCAGCUUGAAUUAAUUAAUUUAUUUCAUUACUUAUUUAAAUUUGUUUAUUCAAAUAAUAAAUUCAGUAAUAAUGACAUUUUAUUUUGCCACAGUUUUUUUGUUAAACUACUUUACUUUAUGUCAUGAACUUUUAUUGUUUUAACUCCGUUAUUAUUUAGGUUAUUUUUUAUUUUAUGUUGUUAUCUGUGUCAUUGGUCUUAUUAAGGUGAAAUAAGUAAAUAGAAUAAGAAAUAAAAUUGAUUGACAGAAUAAGCUCCCCAAUAAGAAUGUUUUUAUUUGUAUUCACUUUUGUUUAUCUGUUUUGUUUUGUUUUGUUUUUUUACAUGGGAACAUUUACUUAUUUGACGGAAACAUUUAUCAAUAACAGUAUUUAUUUUGAAUGAAGCAGCUCUUUAUAAUUUUUACCUUGUUUUUCAAAAUCAAGACUUUCAAAUUGUACAAAUAGCAUUCAAAAGACAUCAUUAAACUUUUGGUUAGUGAUGUGUUCAAAAUAGAGCUGAAACCUUAAACGUUUUGAUGGUUUUGACUUUUUUGUGGUUGUUUUAUGUGUAAAUUGAACACUUUUCCAGAUUUCAGUGGUUUCAAAGCUUUUGGGUAAAUGGUGGGUAAAUGAAAAAAACAUUUAUGAUGGCUUAGAUCCUUUUAAAUUUUGGCACUAUUUUCUAUAUUUCUACAGACGCUAUUCUAUUUAGACAUGGUUUUGAGAUAUGUUUGGGUGACUUGUCGACAGUUAGCACAGUAAACAGAUGGGGUGGCACAGUUCAUCAUGUGAUUUUGGUUCAAAACAUGCUGAUUAAAUAUCAAGUUUUAUCAGUAAAACUUGAUAUGAUACAGUCAAUGUAUUUAUUAACUUUUUCUACAUAUGUUAUCAUUCAAAGUCUUGACUUAAGCUUUUUGAUGGUGAAGUACACCAUCAUGUUAGCAUGUUAGAAAACAUUUGGGGGAAAUCAGGAUCUAAUCUAUUGCUGAUUUUCAAAGUUUGCUCAAUUUCAAAUAAAAACAUAGUCUCCA